UAGUACGUUCCAGUUGGUGUACUAAUCCUGCCACCUAUUCAUGUGACUGUCACCCCAGAAUCAGCAGGUUCACCAAGACAAAUUAAAAUUUCCUUAUAUCCAGAAAACUUUCAAUAACUGUGUAAACGAAAUCUGAAACUGUAACAAUUGUUACGCCAAGAGCAAGUAUAUGAAUAUUAGUGUCAUAUAAAAUAGCAUUCUUGCUUUAUAAAUACUCAGUUUGUCAAGAAAACGUAAAAAUAUCUCCGGUAAAAAAGUAUCCUAUCGGAUUAACAAGUGCACAAGUAUGGCAGAUAUUAAUAAAACAUCCACAGAAGUGUGCCGAGACCUUCACGAAAAUACUGAUGGUGGGUGCUGCUACACACAAGAGAAGAACCUACAAAAAGUUAUUUUGAUGAUCGAACCAAGUGAAUCUACCAAAACAUUAGUGCCAUGUAAACCUGCACACCCAAGGUUGUCUAGCUCAGGGCCAGUCUGCAGGAUCUGUCAUGAAGAUGACAGCAGUGAAAAUCUCAUAUCUCCUUGUGAAUGUACGGGAACAUUGGGCCUUGUCCACAGAAACUGCUUAGAGAAAUGGCUUUCUGCUUCAAACACAACUGAAUGUGAAAUCUGCAAGUACCAAUUUAAUACAAGUCGUUACCCCAGGCCUAUGUGGCAGUGGUUUAAGAGCCAUCGAGGAUUAGACUGCCAUCAGGGUCUCUAUGGGGACGUGCUGUGCCUCCUGAUCCUAACACCUCCAUGCUUAAUAUCCAUAUAUCUGUGUGGCAUGGGAUCUGCUAUGUACAUGAAACAUGGGCUGUGGGAAGCACUGGGACUCGCCAUGCUUUGUUGCUUCCUACUUGCCACAUUUGUGUUGUGGGUUGGUAUUACGGUGAGGUUUCACUGGAAUAUGUUGAGGAACUGGCAAAGAAUGAACCAGAUAAUACGGCUCAAAGACUUGCAACACUGUCAUCACACAAACAGUAGGUUGGAGAGGUCUGAAGUGAAUAACAAUGGUCAUCUUGAACAGAGGAAUACAAGUGUUUGAAAUGAAUGCUUUUGUCUAGUAUCUUUUGAAUUAGUAAAUACAUUUAAAAAGUAAGUCAUCUUAUUUAUCUGUGACUGAAAUUAUAAUAAAAUAAAUGCCACUGCUAAUUUUCAGGUAUAAUAAUACAGAUACUGGGAGGUAAUUUAAGCUCAGUAUUUUACAUGAAAUGUUUUAGUAUUUCAAAUGUGUUCCAUAAUAACAUGAAAAUCAUUCCUUUCUUCUACACUGUAGCUUGCUCUGAAUGAAAAUCUAAUGUCCUAUUUUCUAUAGUUAUCUUCCAGUUGUGUUAAUUUAAAUUAUGUAACAUUCUUCAUGCAUAUCAAAUUCAUGUGAUACCAAAGUGCCAUAAUGAUUGAUUCUUCUGCCAUUCUGAGGCAGAUUACUACUAAAUGUGUUUGUAAAUGUUUAAGUAUUAUAGUUUUAUAUCUAAAUAACUGUGCUUUUUUAAAGUUAUGUAAUUGUUAUGAUGUGAUUGAUAUACUACGGUGCUCUCUAUUUUCGGAUGGGACGAAGGCAAUCGGCAUGUGUUACUGGUACUAAGUAUGCUCACUGUUCAUGCUCCUAAUGAUGUGGAUGGUUGAAUAUGUUCAUAUUAUUUAUUUAUAACACCAAAAUCCAUUUUCUAAGCUGUCUUGAAAUAGAAACGAAUGUGGCACUGAAAUGCAAUAAGCACUAUCUUUUACAAUGAAGUAAUAUUUUGUAGUUAUAUUUCAUUAUUGUGCCAAGAGUUAUCAAGUGCAUAAUACUGGUAAGUGGUUUUUUGAUACUACUCUUCAAUAUGAAGGUGAUUUUUACAACUGUAAAAUUGUGGAUUGUGGUUGUUUGGUUUGUGACACCAGCAUUUCAAAAGAAUGUGUAUCUCCUUCCAUCAGGGCCUUCCACUCUGACAUUGAAGGUGAUAUGUUUCUUCAAAAUGUUGGUAGUCGCAGAUCUACGUGUUUUUUGCCUAGAAGACCACAAUCUGUAACCACUGUUCUAUUCUGUACAUUUUGAUCCACUAUCUAGUCAUCAACCACAAGUGCCUCAAGAAGUAUAAAUGUGUGUA
Zootermopsis nevadensis is the source of this 2072-nucleotide messenger RNA. Lineage: Eukaryota; Metazoa; Arthropoda; Insecta; Blattodea; Termopsidae. The record is from RefSeq and is a predicted model, not a curated record.